Phalacrocorax carbo (great cormorant) is the source of this 2431-nucleotide messenger RNA. The record is from RefSeq and is a predicted model, not a curated record. Lineage: Eukaryota; Metazoa; Chordata; Aves; Suliformes; Phalacrocoracidae.
GCCCGCCGCGGCCGCCGGGGGCCGCCCGCCCCGCCGAGCCGGCGCCGGGGCCGGGGCGGAGCCGUGCGGACGGGCCGGGCCGAGCCGAGCCGGGCCAAGCCGAGCCGAGCCGGAAGAUGGCGAACGUGCAGCUGGAGUUCCAGGCCAGCGCCGGCGAGGCGGACCCGCAGAGCCGCCCGCUGCUCGUCCUGGGGCAGCUCCACAACCUCCACCGCCUGCCCUGGGCCCAGCUGCGGGGCAAGCUGCAGCCGCGGGUCACCGAAGAGAUAUGGCAGUCGGCUUUAAGCACUCUGAAUCCAAACCCCACCGACAGCUGUCCUCUCUACCUGAAUUACGCCACUGUGGCCGCUUUGCCUUCCAGGGUCAGCCGACACAACAGUCCAUCUGCAGCUCAGUUCAUCACCCGCCUGGUUAGAAAUUGCCUUCCAGGAGGUGUCAAUAGAUGUAUUGUUAUGGUCUGCGAGCGGUCUGAAGUCUUCGCUUCUGCCUGUGCGUUGGCCAGGGCUUUCCCAUUGUUCACACAUCGGUCCAGCGCAUCAAGACGCACAGAGAAGAAAACUGUCACGGUAGAGUUUUUCCUCGUUGGACAAAACAAUGGACCAAUAGAAGUGGCAACACUUAAAUGCCUGGCAAGUGCUACAGAAGGAGUCAGGCUGGCUGCUCGAAUUGUGGACACCCCAUGCAAUGAGAUGAACACAGAUACCUUCCUGGAGGAAAUCAAAAAAGUUGGCAAGGAUCUUGGGAUUACUCCUACCAUUAUUCGAGAUGAGGAGCUGAAAGAGAGAGGCUUUGGAGGUAUCUAUGGAGUUGGCAAGGCAGCUCUGCAUCCUCCAGCUCUAGCGGUUCUCAGUCACACUCCAGACGGUGCUACACAGACCAUUGCAUGGGUGGGCAAAGGUAUUGUGUAUGACACUGGAGGACUCAGCAUUAAGGGAAAGACUACUAUGCCUGGAAUGAAACGAGACUGUGGUGGAGCAGCUGCUAUUUUGGGUGCCUUCAAAGCCACUGUAAAGCAAGGUUUUAAAGACAAUCUUCAUGCUGUUUUUUGUUUGGCUGAGAAUGCAGUCGGACCACGUGCAACAAGACCUGAUGACAUUCAUGUUCUUUACUCUGGAAAAACUGUGGAAAUCAAUAACACUGAUGCAGAAGGUAGACUGAUACUGGCUGAUGGAGUAGCUUAUGCGUGCAAAGAUCUUGGAGCUGAUAUCAUUCUUGAUAUGGCCACUCUUACUGGAGCUCAGGGAGUUGCUACAGGGAAGUAUCAUGCUGCUGUCCUUACCAAUAAUGAAGAGUGGGAAAAGGCUUGCGUUAAAGCUGGCAGGAACUGCGGAGACUUGGUCCAUCCUCUUGUGUAUUGCCCUGAGCUCCACUUCAGUGAAUUUACCUCUGCUGUAGCUGAUAUGAAGAACUCUGUGGCAGACCGAGACAAUACUCCAAGCUCCUGUGCUGGGCUCUUCAUUGCUUCUCACAUUGGCUUUGACUGGCCUGGAGUCUGGGUCCACAUAGACAUUGCUGCACCUGUUCAUGCAGGUGAACGAGCUACUGGCUAUGGCGUGGCUUUGUUGCUGUCCCUGUUUGGAGGGGCAUCUGAAGACCCUUUGCUAAACAUGGUGUCCCCUCUAGGUUGCAACGGAGACUCUCCCACUGAGGACAUGGAGAGGGAUUCCAAAAGGCGGCGCCUGGUUUAACGCGCCCCAGCCCAAAGUGACGGGGUGCAUGGGUUACCUCACUUUGCACUGAUUCAUUCUCAAGCAAUGAAAAUGUCACACAUCAGAAAUUGCCAUUUUUUUUUACUAUCAUCAUAAGAUUUAUUACUUGUUUCUGAUAAAAACAGCCAGAUUUCUUUUUUUUUUUUUUUUUGUUCUUAAAUUAUUGGUGCACACAGUUGCUGAACAGUAUCACUGGUGCAGAGUCCAGGCUCAACUAACUGUAUCAGGAAGAGGGCACAUCCUCUGAGCUCCUCACAAAACCUAAGUGCAUUAAUGCAUGGGAAGCUCUCUCUAGUCUGAAGAAGCAACUGCAGCUAUUGCUUACAAAGCCUUCUGAAUUACUUACCAUAUUGAGGUUUUAUCAGACGUUUCUACAGGCCCCACUACAUCUCCAAACACAGGACAAGGGAAAAAAACUCUGUAGACUUGGCUUAUUCAGUGAUGGUUUAGCAUAGCAGCGAAGGGGAUGUAAUGAGAAAGGGCCUAUAGUUUUAAUAAGGUGCUGUUUCCGCAUGUUUAAUGUUUUUCUGACCAGUAAAGUCAGCAAGAAUGGUCCAGAACAUAUCUCUACAUAAAUCUUUCACAUACAAAUUACAGAAUGUAUUCAUGUUAAAUGAGGAAAAAAAUAGAGGGACUGUGAUUAAGUAAAAUCGGUUUACAAAGCAGAGUGGCUUCUUGCCACUUAAUAAAUUUAUUAUUAUUAAAGCAGCUUACGUAUCCCA